This is a messenger RNA of Desarmillaria tabescens, 756 nucleotides long. RefSeq lists its product as uncharacterized. The transcript has 2 exons. Bases 169 to 756 code for a protein of 195 amino acids. Lineage: Eukaryota; Fungi; Basidiomycota; Agaricomycetes; Agaricales; Physalacriaceae. The record is from RefSeq and is a predicted model, not a curated record.
CUAGCCUGGGACCCGGGGCGGGGGUCCACAGAGGAACCCUCCAAUCUCAGCGAUUUUCGAACUCCGAAAGGAUGCCGCCAUGAAGCCGGCACGUGCCCCACGCGUAGCGCGAUCGUGGCUCGUUUGCGUUGAUCAACGCUUCCUCUACGCUCGCCUAUACUGCCUUCUAUGUCCGAUGAAGAUGUCGCAAAUGACGGAUUAUGCUCGCCGGUGGGCCAGGCACUUGUACGACAGCUUAUUCGGCCUCGGCUACCCCACGACAUCCAUGAUUAUGUGCUUGAGGGCAUCUGCAAGGCUUUAGAUGGCACCCAUCUCAUUUCUGUUGUCAAGACUGGUGGCAAGACGACAUAUUUCUCUGGAUAUAUGAUAGCGCUACAGGAGCUCCAAAAACAAGCCGAAUCCAGCCCAGUGAAGCAUCGCAUGCGAUGUUUGACCUGCUUGAGUCGUUUCAGACAGGCGUUCAUCAUCGGAAAUAGCCAUGUCACUAUCCUGGCUGUUUUCACCAUCGUUGAGUUGUCCGGUAUUGUCCGUGGCGAGGGUGAAGAUGAGGCAGCACCAAUUUCGGUCAAUUGCAGCUAUGAGUCAUCAUACAUUAGUGAGCGGCUAUACCCCAGCGAGGGGGGUGUUUCGUGCGCUACCCUAAUCUACAGUGGCAUCAUUGGCAUUACUAUCGGCGUAGCGCACGAAACCUCCAAGGGGACUAAGUUACGGCUUAUUACCGACCCUCCCCCCAGCGAUGGGGUAACCCACCGGUAA